Molecule: messenger RNA, 4914 nt
Organism: Cinara cedri
Lineage: Eukaryota; Metazoa; Arthropoda; Insecta; Hemiptera; Aphididae
Source: the annotation of a GenBank genome assembly
AUGGCCAGUAAAUCAGUCUUAGAUCUUUUUGGAAAAGUUAUAAAGGCGCCGCAUAACGGUCAACCAAAGCUGUGCAUGCAACUGGUGAAACAUUUGCAACUCUUGAAUAAUGAAUCGGUAAUACUUGGUCAACUGGUCGAAUAUUUAAAGUAGUUUAACACAUAAAUAAUUUGUUUUUAUGAUGUUUUAGCUUGACGAACAACAGCAAAAAGAAGUGUUUUAUGUAUUAACAAGAUUGGUUCGUGGAUUAGGAUCCCCAAAAACACAAGUCCGAACUGUAUAUUAUUCAGUUUUGGCAGUAAUUGUGAGCCUCUUAAAUGAUAAAUCUUGGUUCAAUCUUGACAACUUCAAAGAUAUUGUAGACAAAGAGUUGACUAAAUAUGACUCUAAAGCCGUAAGUGUAUCUUUAACUAUUAAUAAUUCAGUCAUGUAGUAAAUACAAGUAGAUAGCUUUUAAUUACCUUUAUAAAUGAGAAACCAGAUAAAGUUAUUGAGGUUAACUUAUAAAAAAAAAAAACAUAUCCUUUUCUUUUAAAAUUAAAAAAUUAAAACUUUAUUUUUGUUUCUUCAAUAUUGAAAAUAGAUAAGGUAAGUAUUCAUUUUAACUAUAAAAGAUAAGUAAGUUAUGAUUGUGUAUUUAAUUUUAUAGGAAGAGGGUGAUAUUUUGUCUGGUAAAGUGCUAUGUUAUGGUUCUAUGAUACGCAGUGGAGUAUUUAGUGCUGGGUCAAUAGAUACCCAAAAAGCAAUUGUAGCUGAACUUUUAAACAAUAUGAAAAAAAAGUCAUAUUUACCUUUAUUGACUUACAAGUUUUUAACAGAAGCAAUUGAUUCAGUAAGUAGUUGUUUAUUAAUUUAUGUUAAACAAUUAACAUUGAUUUUUAAUGUUUUUUUUUUUCUAGUCAAGCAAUGUUAUGUUUACAGAAAUAAUUUGGCCUUAUUUAAAAAAAUACAUUGGUGUACCUAUUACAAAACAAACUUUAGACUCUCUUUAUUGCAUAAUACAAGUACAUAGUCAAUAUCCAAAAUUAAUUGAUGGUGCAUUUAUUCCGCGAGUAUUGGAAAUUGCUACUGAACUUUUAUGUCAAGAAUCUAUGAAUGAUAUAGCAAAAAUACUAAUAUUAGUUAGUUAGAUUAAAACAUAAAUUAUAGUCAGGUCACAUAAAUUUUUUAUUUUAUGUUUAGAACAUUUCUUCAAUGGAAGUACUUGAACAUCCAGUAUAUGAAUCUUUUGCUAUUGCUUUGACAUCUGUGGAUAAUAGCAAUGUACUUAUUAAAUCAUUUUGGGCUGUUCUUCAACCCCACUUCACGGGUCCACACAGUCGCUAUCAACAAAUGGCUGUAAUGAAACUGUUUACAUAUAUAGUGAAAACUAGUUCCCCGGAUAGUGUGCAUUUGUUACUUUCAAAUUGGUUUAUAGACAUGUUAUUGAAAUCUUUUUCACGUCCCAAUGCUGACACUCUUGUAUCUUAUGCUCGUUUAAGUAUAUCAGCUGUCAUGGAUAGAAUUAGCACAUUUACAACAGCUGAAAUUGCAUACAGAAUAUUAUUAAAGUUCAUUUUACCUCCAGGAGAUAUGAUGGUAGAAAAAAUAACAGGUAUCAUUUAUUUUAUUUUUGUGUAGAAGUGUAUUUUGACAUAUUAAAAUGUCUUAGGUAUUAAAAUCCUUCAAAACUGUUUAUUAAAAAUGGAUGAAGAGCACAUAAAACUUUUAGCUAAACAAUGUCAAUUAGUCAUACUCAUGAAAAAAAAAGGAAACGAUGAAAAGGGUCAUUUUUGGAAAAUUCAAGAUCGUGGUUAUGCUGCUCAACUUCUUGCAAGGUAUACUUGUUGAUAUAUUCCACUUUAUUUUUAUUUCUUAUGUACAACAUUUAACAUGUGUUUAUUAAAAUAUUUAGAUUGUUAGGCCUUCAAAACAGUAAUGAUAUUAUAUGGAAAAUUGAACAAUUAAAAUUCAUGUUAGAACAUGCGUUUUAUACAAACCAAAGUGACAAAUAUUAUAUAAGCAAUGAGUUAGCAGGUAACUCUUAUUGACAUAUUUAUAAUUACUGUAAAAAGCAUUAUUAAGUUUAGUUUAUUGCAUUUUUUUACAGCUAUUAUAAAAGACUCAUUUUUGAAAGCUCUCAGCCACAAACAACCAAAUUUGGAAACACUUAGAUUAACUCUAUCUACACUGGUCAAUUAUUCAGAUGAACUAUUGAAAGGUGACCGUCAACUUAGGCCCAAAACUUCCAAAGAAGUAUGUGUUAGUAUAGAUAUUCAAAUUAAAUGUUGUAUUUAUUUUUAAAUAUGUAUAGGACAUGAACAACUGGAAAAAAAUGAUUAAAACAACGAAAGAUAUUGAGAAAAAACUAAAGAAGUGUGCUGAUAAGUCCAAAGAGCAGUCAAUCCUCUUUGUUUUUCACAUUUUGUUCUUGCAAAUGGGACUUUAUCUUUUUGUUGAACCAUCAGUGGCUAUUGAAACUUUAGAAGUAAAAUUAAACUUAGCAGUUUAAUAGUUCUAUUUUGAUUUAAAUCAGUUAUUUACAAAUAAAUUAAAAUUUGUUUAGGAAUUGCAAAACUGUUAUGAACAUCAUACAAUUAAUAAGGAUGAUGAAGAAAAAGAUGAACCCAAUUGGGUUGAAGUUGUAGUCGAACUGAUGUUGUCAUUGUUAGCUCGAGAGUCUUAUUUAUUGAGACAACUUAUCUCUCGCGUGUUUUCACAUUUAUGUUCUGAAAUAACACCUCAAGCAUCUCAUCAAAUUUUACAGGUAUAUUGCUAUACUGUUUAAUAUUUGUAUAUAAAUAAAUAUGCAUUAUAUAUUUUAUUAAUUUGCAGAUUUUAAAUCCCGAAUAUGAUUCUGGGUUAAAUUCAAUAGAUGAUGAUAGUGAUGAUAAUUCUGAGAUUGAAAGUGAUGAAGAUGAAGCAGAAAACAGUGAUGCAGAAUCAAAAGUUAAUGCCAGUAAAAUGAAUGGUCAUGGUUUAGACAAUGAAGAUGAUGAAGAAACUGAUGGCUCAGAAACUGAUGAACAAUCUAGUGAUGGUGAUCAAGACAAUACAGAACAAUUAAAGUUAGCUUUGCAUAAAGCUAUGAUGUCUGCUAAUCAACAUUCAGAUGAUGUAAUUAUUAAUUAUGAGUUAGUAAGUAAAACAAAUAAUAAAAUUAAUAUAUUUUCAUAUUAUGUACUUAAGGAAUCUGUUGAUAUUGAUGAUAUGCCUGAAGAAGAAGGAAAAAUGAUAGAUGACUUAUUAUCUGAAGCAUUUAAAAGCUAUAAAAAAAAUUCUAUUAAGAAUCCCAAACAUAUAAAAGAAAAAAUUAAUUUUAGAUUAAGGUAGUAAAGUAUGAUUUUUGGUAUAGAUUUUAUAUGAUUAUAUAGAUAUAAAUAUUAUUUUAAUUUCCAUAGAGUUAUGGAUUUGGUUGACAUAUAUUUGGAUAAUAAUCCAUCAUUUUGUCUCAUUAUGGAUACUAUUCCUACAUUGUUUUCAUUGUUAGAAUAUUGUAUCAAAGAUAAUCAACAACGACCUUUGGAAACUAGAGUUCGAUCUGCAUUGAAAAAAAUUAGUCAGAUAAAAAAAAUCAAUAACACAGACUCUGUUGAUGAUGAAUUAAUUGCAAUGGUCUUAAAAGUUUUAAUGGACAAAGGCGUGCGAAGUAAGUGCACUAUGAUUAAUAAAAUAAAAUAUUGUCUAAUCUUACAUAUUUUCAUGUUAUAUAACAGCUACACCAGUAUUUUUGGAUAUUUGUUCACAUAUAACACAGUGUUGCACAUUCCUUGUAAAAUCUUAUGUCCACAUGAUUUCUGGGAUGUCUUUAAAAAAACAAAAUUCACCUAAAGUGAUCAGUAUUUUGGAGGAUUCGAUUACAGAUUUUUUUACAAAAAGGUAAUUCAUUGGCAGUGUUCAGAUAAUUUAAAUACCUAAUAAUUUGUGAAAUAUCCAUGUAUAGAGAUUGUUUGUUACCCGUAUCGUUGUUUGAGUCUUUGUUGUCUAAAGUAUCAUGGAAACGUAAUAUGCAUUUAAUUGAGAUUAUUUUGCCAUAUGCCUUUAAUGACUCUGUUAGAUGGUUUAGAAGAUCACAGGCUAUCUGCAUGUUGGUCUCAUUUUAUCAAAACACAAGACUCUUGGAACAAUUGAAAGAUGACAAACAACUAGAUAAAAUUGAAAAGAAUUUAUCUGAAUACAUAAUUAAAGUAAAAAUAGUUAAACAGUUGAACAUUAUAUUUUUAAUAUAAAAAAAAUUAUUUUUGUUUAGUUUUUUACUUCUUUGGACGACAGUCAACCAGAUGUAUCUGGACGACAACGGUAUAUAAACGAAUUAUUGAACAUUUUGUAUAUAAUUUGUGUUAAUAAAUUCUCGCGACAUUGUUGCGAUUGGGGUCAGCUUGUGAAAAUCUUAGAAAACUCUACCAGAAGAUUCAAUCAGGCUGGUCGUAAAAAUUGGAAUAAGCUGCGACAGGCCACUCAAAAAAUCAACACCGCAAAGUAAAUCUUUGAUUAAAUCUUGUAUAGUAUGCACCACUCAAUAGACAAAUUUGAAAUGUUCCAAAUAUAUAUUCUCGUAAUAGAUUAUUACACCUAUAUAAAUUUAGCACAAUAAUUUACAUAUCCAUAGGGGUUAUUUGUCAAAAAUAUAUAAUUUUGUUGGGUAAAUAUUCCAAAAUGGCAGUAUCCAAUACAUAUGGAGCAUUUUAUAUUUCUUAUUAGGAUGGUGUAUUAUCUAUAUUAGCUAUAAUUAAUAAUAAUAUAUAACUGAUCUAUUCUAUAUAUCUAUUCAGACUAUAAUUUAUUAAUAUAUAUUAAACAAUUUUACAUUUUAGUAUUCAAAGGAUCAACUUGGACAACAAUAACAGCUCAAAAAGUCCUUUUGGUAAAACGCCUGUUAAAAGAAAAUCAUUAAUUCAUUCUAGCAAAAAAGUUAAAAAAAUUAAAAAUAUUUAA